AUGUUCAAGCAGUAUGAAUAUAUACCAACCAACUAUGUGUUGGACACUUCGCACGAGACCAGCUCGGAGAAGACUCCCUCCCUAACACUCCUCUCUAACGGCAAAAAUAGCCACGAAACAUGCAAUUUCAUAUUCGAAGCCCUGCGUCCAAAUGUGUUUCGCACCACUUUCACAACCGCCCAACACUUAUUACCACCACAUCCCAGCGCAGAGCGUCCGGAACCUACCCUUGGGGGUGUUACUCCCGAGAUCAAUGUUAACGUGAAUAAAUGUUCUCAAACUAUAAAACUUGGAGACGUCAAAAUUGAUAUUAAUUGGUCAAACACACCAGUUGUCUCUCUCUUCCUGGAUGACCAGCAGAAGCCGAUCCACCGUGACCUGGAAUUCCGAUCGUACGCUGUGGAUGGCUCCGGCAUUGCUCAUUACACGACUUACGAGCCGGAUAGUCUGCAUGUUGGACUCGGAGAGAAGGCCGCACCAAUGAAUCUCAGUGGUCGGGGGUUUAAUAUAACAGCAAGUGAUACCUUUGGAUACGAUGCUUACCGGACGGAUCCCUUGUACAAGCACAUCCCUCUACUGAUCAACGUCACUCCCAAUGGCUGCGUGGGCAUUUUCUCGACUUCUCAUGCCCGAGCGACUUGGGCUGUUGGAUCCGAAUUAGAUGGAAUGUGGGGUCAUUACAAGGUCUACCGGCAGGCUCACGGUGGGCUUGAAGAGUAUCUCAUCGUUGGGAAGACAGUGGCAGACAUUGUUCGAUCUUAUGCCGAACUGGUAGGCUUUCCGUUGCUCGUACCUCGGUACAUGAUGGGCUACAUCGGCGGCGGCAUGAAAUAUACCAUGGAAGACUCUCCGCGCGGAUGUGAAUCUAUCCUCAACUUUUUCAAGAACUGUGAAAAACAUGGUAUGCCGUGCUCAGCUUUCCAGAUGAGCUCGGGAUAUACGGUGGCCGAAACCGAGCCCAAGACCAGGAAUGUUUUUACUUGGAACUAUCACCGUUUCCCAAAUCCGCGGGAAUUCACACGCGAGUCCCAUAAGCAUGGUGUUCGUCUUCUGGCGAACGUUAAGCCAUAUGUCCUCGCAAAUCAUCCAGCGUAUGCAGAGCUUUCGAAGUCCGGUGCUUUCUUCAAGGACCCGAAUACUUCAAAUACUGCAGUCGCGCGACUUUGGAGCGCCGGAGGAGGAGAGAGCGGAGAAGGCAGUCAUCUUGACUUUACCUCUAAGGCGGGAUACAACUGGUGGUACAAUGGAGUGAAGGCCCUUAAGGAGGUUGGGAUCGACGCUAUGUGGAAUGAUAACAACGAAUACAAUCUCCCCAAUGACGAUUGGCAAUGCGCUCUCGAGACUGUCACCGUACCGCCUGGUGAAUCUCGUAAGAAUGUCGGACUCUGGGGUAGAGCGCUACAUACCGAGCUCGUGGGGAAGAGUUCUCAUGAUGCGACAAUCGAAGCUGAACCCGAGGUUCGUCCAUUUGUUCUCACACGUAGCGCAACAGCAGGUACCAUGCGAUAUUGCGCCAGUUCGUGGAGUGGCGACAACGUAACAAGUUGGGAAGGGAUGAAAGGUGCAAAUGCGUUGGCGUUAAACGCAGGUUUCUCUCUACUCCAGUGCUAUGGCCAUGAUAUUGGCGGUUUUGAAGGUCCUCAGCCGACGCCAGAGCAUCUCGUUCGUUGGAUACAACUUGGCAUCCACUCACCACGGUUCACUAUCAACUGCUACAAGACCAAUCCCGACGAUAAUCUUAUAGGAGAUGUCAUUGAGCCGUGGCAAUAUCCGUCCGUGACGCCAAUUAUUCGAAAGGCGAUGCAGCGUAGAUACGAGUUAGUGCCGUAUACGUACUCCCUCAUGCUGAAGUCCCAUCGAGAGGCAAUUCCGCCUCAACGAUGGACCGGCUGGGGUUAUGAGUCUGAUCCUACAGUUUGGACUAAGGAGAUCCUCAAUGGAGACUCGCAAUACUGGUUCGGGGAUGCUCUGCUCAUCGCAGGCGUCUAUGAACCCGGGGUUUCAAGCGCAAAGGUCUACCUCCCAGAUCAAAGCGGGAACGACCUGGGAUUCUUGAACCUUUCGGCGCCGUAUCAAUACCUCAAGGCCGGUCAGUGGCACGAGAUUUCUUCAACUUGGCAUAGCUCAAUCCCCGUGCUUGCGCGCAUCGGAUCUGCUAUCCCUACAGGAAAAUCUAAGCCGACUACAUGUCUCGUCGAGGAAGAUCCGGAAUUCCCAGGUAUGGAAAAGGAUGAUUACCGAGCGGUCGAGAUAUUCCCUCCGCCACUAGCUCAAUACCCUCACUGGCCUAAAGGUAAUGAGCUUUCAACACCCGUUAACACGUCUGCGGAGACGAAAUGGUUCCACAACACAUGGCUUGAGGACGAUGGUGUAAGUCCCGUGGAAAAGCCAACACUUUGCGAGGUUAAUAUUUCCUACGGCGUAUCAAGCGACGAGAUCCGCGCCAAAGUAGAAUUCCAAAAACACAGCCAAUUCGAGCCGUUAUGGAUUAAGAACGGCGUUACUUUGGUGUUGCCCGUUGGCGAAGAACGUCCUGUUAAAUCGGAAAACAGCGGGGAUUUUCAGGACUUGGGACGCGACGAGAAAGGUCGGCGGACCUGGAAAAUUGGUAUUGAUGUGAAGGAGUUUGCUCAGCUGGCCCGUGAGAACUUUGAGGUCUUCCAGCGGUAUGGCGACACGGCGCUCGGUCCCGAUCCCAAGCUCCGUGCCAUCGCCGUGUAUUCCUCGCCCUCGGGCCCGACGACCUACAUCGAGAAGGAUUUGAAGCUCGGCCACUUAUCCAAGUUCUUUAGAGAACGACCGAUUAACGGCGACCCUCGCAAGAGUGCAGCAACUACGCCGCCGCCGCCGCCUGCCUCGCUCAAGCUAGUCGUAGUCGAUAGCCGGCUAGAGUCGUGGUCCACCCCCUUUCCUUCGCUGUGGGUGACCAAGGAUGUCUUCCUAGGGCUUGUUGAUGCGAUGCACAUGAGCCCGGCGGCACUAUGGCUCCUGCGCUGCGAGUAUGACGGCUUUCAUUAUUUCCCUUCUUCCUCCGUCGAUUAUGUAGAUUAUGACGAGGAUCUGGGAGAGGAGAGCGCGACGGCAGAUGUCGACACGUACUAUGUCGGAACGUCUAACUUUGUAUUGGUAUGGACGUUUAACCAACGGACCCUACAGACGCACGCCCUAUGGAUCCUACGGCAGCAGCAUAGUUUUAGUAGCAGCGCGCCCGCGGCCUGGUUCGUCAACGUGCUGCGGCGGCACCAGGAACACUUGCGCUCGCCGUUUCUGCUCGCAUACGUAACGGCCCUAAGCGUGUGCUGUAUGUUCGACGGCGAAAUCUCAUAUCGCGCGCACAUGGUACGGCUCACAGAGCGUGAGACGGGCUAUAGCAGGCACUCGAGUGGUAUUGAGGAGCGUCUAGGGAUGGAGUCGAUUACGGUAUAUAUCAAAGACGUUGGCGAGGUGCUAAACCAUAUCGCCAACAACGAGCGGCAUUUCCGCCUCGUAGACGCCGUCCUCGACUUCGUGCUUGAUAAUAAAAGCACACGUCGCCUGGUCGCGGCGAUACCUCUAUUGAGGAGGCGCAUGCAUGCCUCGCAGGAAUAUCUCAAGUAUCUCAAGGAGCGCGCCGAGCGCCUGUCAACGGUGCUCUUCGCACUCCUAACGCACGAAGACUCCACAACGCACGCAGACCUAGCAGACGCGAGCCGGCGGAUCGCGGAGGCGACGCGGCACGACAGCUCGAGCAUGCGAACGGUAGCAAUAAUGACGAUGGCGUUUCUACCCGCGACGUUCUUCGCGGCACUAUUCGCGCUGCCGUCGCUAGACUGGCACGCCGAGUCCGUUGCCGGCGUCGUCCGCAACCCCGGGUUCUGGGUUUACUGGGCGUUUACGCUGCCCUCCACCGCGAUUGUCUUUGGUCUGUGGCUGUUGCUUGAUCGCCGGAAAGGUGGACGUGGUAAGGAUAGGAAUGGUGGAGCGGUGAUAGAGGGCCAGCCUGCCAAUGAUGACGGGAGGCCGCGGAGUGGGGGGAGUAAGGUAGAAUAG
Molecule: messenger RNA, 4029 nt
Organism: Daldinia decipiens
Lineage: Eukaryota; Fungi; Ascomycota; Sordariomycetes; Xylariales; Hypoxylaceae
Product: glycoside hydrolase family 31 protein
Exons: 5
Coding region: 1-4029 (1342 amino acids)
Biological process (GO): carbohydrate metabolic process
Molecular function (GO): hydrolase activity, hydrolyzing O-glycosyl compounds; carbohydrate binding
Source: RefSeq, a predicted model, not a curated record